This is a messenger RNA of Zootoca vivipara (common lizard), 9728 nucleotides long. RefSeq names its product FYVE, RhoGEF and PH domain containing 5 (gene FGD5). Gene Ontology annotation, molecular function: metal ion binding; guanyl-nucleotide exchange factor activity. The record is from RefSeq and is a predicted model, not a curated record. Gene Ontology annotation, cellular component: cytoplasm. Lineage: Eukaryota; Metazoa; Chordata; Lepidosauria; Squamata; Lacertidae.
AGUAAUCGACAAUCCUGUCGCGGGGAGUUCCGCGGAGCAACCCGAGACAGUCGCCCGGACUGGGAACGCGCACAAUUCCUCUCCGCUUGCUUUGAACCUGCCCAGCGUCUGUUUAGCAGUGGGACGGCGGCGGCAGUGUCGUUUCCUCCUAUUCUCUCCCUCUCCGCGUGGUUAAAAAAAAAUAUCAAAAAAUCUCCGCGGUCUCUUUAAAUCUCCGCUUGUUUUGGCACCCGCACUCUUCUCCCCCCGCCCGCCGCCGCCUCUGUUUCUUUGCUGCCUUUCAAUCCCUGCGUGAGCAAAAGGGCUUCCUCUGCAGGGAAGGAAGGGAAAUGCCUGCCGGCCGGAGCAGCAGCAACAGCAGGGGGAGACCAGCAAGAGCAGCAGCAGCGGCAGCAGCCCUGGGCAUCGCACGGCGCGCAGCGACCAAGGACCUUCCACUUGCAGCGAGCUGAGAGCGGCGAUGGGGCAGGGCCACGACGGCUCCCCGAGGCACUGAUACCCCCCACACCCAACCCCAGUCCAAGAGGCUCCGUCCGGACACUUUUGGAGACAGAGGGAGAGAGAUUUCUGCUGUUGCGACUCGCGUCUCUUCCUCUCCCCACAUCCCCUCCCGUCGCUUGCAACUUGGCUGGAGAGAUCUCCUCCCCCGCCCCCUUUCCCCAGUCCUUCCAUGCCCCGACCUGAACUUUAGCAGCCCGGGGGCUCCGGCUUAGGGAGCAACCCUGAGCGCCUGCCAGGCGGAGAACAUGAUUUGAAGCCGGGGAGGCGGCCAAGAGGGACGCAGCGAGCCGAGCGCUUUGGCGGAGACUCCAGAAGAUGAGCCACGCAGAUCUUACAAAGCCACCAUUAGCACCAAAACCAAAGAUUCUCAGUCAUCUCGCUUCCAUAGCUGCUUCCAAAUUUCCUCCGUCGCUAUCAAGGUCUGGCACACUUAACAAUUCAAACUCUAUGUCUAGGGGUCCAAAACCACCCAUUGCUCCCAAGCCAAAAAUCUCUGCUGACAACGAUCCAUCGAUUCUACAGCGAUCCCGUGUUCAGGCCAACAAUACCUUGAACAAAUGUACCAAUGGAAAACUGGAGGGAGAGCUUUAUGAAGGAAAUCAGUGCAACAACACAGAGUUCUUAGGAUCAAAAGCUGAUGAUGAAUAUAUAGUGAUUCCUGAAGAUGAAUUGAUUGAUAAAGUUUAUGACUUUGAACAUGAGCAGGAAUCAGCAGAGAACGAGAUCUUGCACACUCCUGAGGAAGCAGAUGAAGAAGAGGAUGGCUGUACCCACAGCAGUGACAUCGGUGACCUUGAAAUAAAUUUAUUGGAGAACGAUGAAACUGAACCACCCGAAACUCAAGCUCUUUGCAACGCUGAAGCCCUUGAAAAGGAGGGUGCUUCUGAGGGUGGAUAUGACAAGGUGGAUUGUGAAACUGAUGCCAACAAGAAGAUGAACUGUGCAGAUGAGUCUGAUGAAGCACGGCAAGAACUGCAUCUGCUAAAGGAUAAUAAUGAGUAUAAUAUGGACAAUAAGAUUUUGAAUGGAGAUGAGGCUUUGAAUGAUGUCAUAUGUGAAGAUAUUAUUUUACAGUAUUUAGAGGCGCCAACAUCAUCUUCAGAGGAUCAGUCACCAAUUUGUGAGGCUCCCGGAGAGGAAGGUCUAUCUCAGAUUUUAGAAGAGGAGCAGUCUAAUGCUGAUGCAGAAAUGGGCCCAAUGGAUGAUGAUGUGGAUGAAUCAGCCUCAAAUAUAGAAACAGAGUUUGCAGAGGGUGCUUGUGCAAGCCUAAGCGAUCCCCUUGCUAAUGAUUCUGAAGACGUAGAUACUGGAUUAGAACUACAUGAAGCUGGUCCUGAUCCUGAAGAGACUUUGGGGGAGGCCACAAAUGAAGCCGGUGCUGAAAAGGAGGAGGAACUAGACCCAGAGGCUGGAUGUGAAACAAGCGUAGAACAGGAAGAAAAUACAGAUGAUGGCUACCAAACCACUGAGAUGAAGAGCGAGGGGAAAACAUCAGAGGCAGCAUGUGAUACAAGGGAAGACUCCAAAGAACAAAAUGAUGAAGUGGUAGACAUAGAGACCAUGGACGACAGCUGCCAGAUCAUUCCCUUUGAAAAAGAGUGCAGUGAGGAUGCUCCUGACUCUUCUGAAGAAGAUUUGCCAUUAGAAGGGACUGAAAUGAACAGUGAUAACCAGCCCUUCAGCCUUCAAGAAGUUAAUGAGCUCGAAUCUGACUCGCAGCUGGCAGAAAGAUCCAAGUCAGAUGUUCUACCUGGAGAUCACAGCAUAAGUGAGUGUGCUUUGGAAGAUACACAGUCAGGCAACCAAAUGCUUGUGGUGGAUCACAGCAAUGUUGAAGAUACUGCCCCAAGUACACCUGAUGAAGGUACAGCUGAAGGUACUUGGCACUCCACAAGGGAACUGGACGUUUGCCACCCCGGAAAAACGGAAAUAGACUCAGGCAGUGAAUAUGUGAUUGAUGGAACUUCAGCCGUCCCUGAAGUGGUGGUUGUUCCUGAUAAUGAUGGAGAAAUCAGCAGUGACUCCCUAGAUGACCCAUACGUACUGGGAGACAGCUUGCCUUCAGCAAAUGAAAUCCUCUGUGCUGGAAAAGAAAUGGGGGAGGCUGGUGUCCAAGAUAGUUCAUGUGAUUUCAGAGAGGGAGGGGGAAUGGACAGCGAAAACCACUUGCUCUCCAUUGAUCGGAAAAGCAUUGUUACUAGAACAAGGUCCCUCUCUGGGAAAGUGCCUGGGUAUGUGCCAGAGACAGUUCCAGAAGAAACAGGCCCAGACACUGAACUGCAGUCCUCAGCCACUGCUUCCACCAUGUCUGAAGAUGUAAGCCAUAGCUUCUCUCUUUCAGAAGGAAAGCCCAUGGAUAUGAAUAGAGCCCUACCUGCAAAGCCAAGGCGCUUUGUUUUAUACCCUCGAUCUUUUUCAGUAGAAGGCAGAGAUAUCCCCGUCUCUGUAUAUAGAGAAAGUGAUACCUCCAUGUUGGAUUACAAUAGAAUAAACAGGACAGAAGACCUCACUUUGCCUUGCGUCAUUGGUUCCUCGGGUAGUUUUUCCCAGAGGAAUCACCUUCCAUCCAGUGGGGUCUCCACCCCUUCCUCAGUUGUGGAUAUUCCACCUCCCUUUGAACUAGCCUGUAUCACCAAGAAGCCAAUAACGAAAAGUUCGCCUUCACUUUUAAUUGAGAAUGACUCUCCCGAUAAGUACUGCAAGAAAAAGAAGUCCUCUUUCAAGAAGUUCCUCACCUUAAAGUUCAAGAAGAAGACGGAAAAUAAAGUCCAUGUGGAUGUUCAUGUUUCUUCUUCAAGGUCCUCCUCGGAGUCUAGUUAUCAUGGGCCUUCCAGACUCAUGGAACUCGACAGGAGGAGUUUGAGCAGCUCCCCUCAGCUAAUAUCACGGACCGGCAAGCUGAGGGCAUCUGAGUCUCCAACUGUUCUCUUCUACAAGGACGGCAAAAGAAAAGGGACACCCAAAACCUUUAGUAGGAGUGUCUCACGGGUGGAGUCUUUUGAGGAUCGCUCCAGACCUCCUUUCAUGCCCCUUCCUUUAACUAAGCCCAGGUCUAUUUCAUUUCCUAAUGCUGAUACGUCUGACUAUGAGAACAUCCCAGCUAUGAACUCUGAUUAUGAAAACAUACAAAUACCCCCACGAAGGCCAACCAGGGCUGGGACCUUUACUGAAUUUUUUGAAGAUCCUAGCAGGGCGUUAUCUGCCGCAAACGAGAAUGAUGGCUAUGUGGAUAUGAGCAGUUUUACAGCCUUUGAGAACAACAAGCAGCAACCUACCAGCCAGGAAACUGAAAGUGCCUACACAGAACCUUACAAGGUGUGCCCUAUCUCUGUGAUUCCUGUUGAAGACGUCACAUCAGAUGAGGAACAGAAAAGUUCUGGAGAUGAGGAUGGUAACCAGGGAGAUUCCAACCUCCUCCAUAAGAAAGAAGGACAAUCCAGAGCCCACCUCAUUGCCCAGGAGCUUGUGUCUUCAGAGAAAGAAUAUGUGGAGAUGCUCCGGCUGUUACAUAUGGAUUUCUAUGAAGCUGUCUUAAAAGUGCUGGGAGAUGAGGAUAACAAUGACCACGAAGAAGCAAAGCUCAAGGAAGGAUUGAAUGAGAUCCCAGAAAUCUACAAACUGCACCAAGAAAUACUGGAAGAGCUGGAAGAAAAAGUUCUCAAUUGGGAGGAUCACCAGAAAGUGGCUGGGAUUUUCCUCUCCAGGGAAUCCAGGUUCAUUCACCACACGGCUUACAUUAUGCAGUUUGAUAGGAAUUUGGCUUUGCUGGAUGAAGCCCGCCUUAAAACUUCCCAGCUGGAUACUGUCGUCCGGGAAUUUGAGCAGUUUCGUGGUGGCAGUCCCUUGAAUGUGAAACAUCAGCUCUUGAAAGUGGUGCAGCGCAUAUUCCAGUACCAUGUGCUCCUCACAGAUUACUUGAAUAACCUUUGUCCUGAUUCCGCUGAGUAUGAAGAAACACAAGCUGCCUUGCUCAUCGUCUCCGAAGUUGCGGACCGAGCCAAUGACAGCAUGCAACAAGGGGAAAAUUUGCAGAAGCUGGUACACAUAGAGCACAGCGUCAAGGGACAGAGCGACCUCCUCCAACCAGGAAGGGUGUUUCUUAAAGAAGGGACGCUAAUGAAAGUGUGUGGGAAAAAUAGGCACCCUCGACAUUUGUUCUUGAUGAAUGAUGUUCUGCUGUAUACGUAUCCCCAGAAGGAUGGCAAGUAUCGCCUGAAGAACACCUUGGCUGUGUCUGGCAUGAGGGUUAGCCGUCCAGUGACAGAAAAGGCACAAAAUGUCCUGAAGAUUGAAUAUGCUGAAAAUUGCUUAACUCUAUCAGCAAGCUCAUGCUCUGAAAGGGACGAGUGGUACAGCUGCAUCAGUAGAUGUAUCCCGGAUGACUACAGAGUUCACACUGCAGCUGCCUUUCACAACAGUGUUGAACUUCGGGAAAGGCUGGGAAUGUCCUUGGGUGAGAGACCUCCAACCUUGGUACCUGUGUCUCACGUAAUGAUGUGCAUGAACUGCGGUUGUGACUUCAAGCUCACGCUGAGACGUCAUCAUUGCCAUGCAUGUGGGAAGAUUAUAUGCAGAAAUUGCUCAAGAAAUAAGUAUCCUUUGAAGUACCUCAAAGAUCGGCUUGCAAAAGUCUGUGAUGGCUGCUACACUGAACUGAGGAGGAGAGAGCGACCACUAAGUGUGAGCUUCCCUACAAGUUCAUCCAGGUUUUCAGGCAGUGCCUUCUCUUCUGUCUUCCACAAUAUCCACUACUCAUCCUUCAAAAGACAAAAGAAAAUCCCUUCAGCUCUUUUGGAGGUGGCAGCUUCAGGAGAGGGCUCUUCUAUCAGUGGCUAUCUCAGCAGAUGUAAGAAGGGGAAGAGGCACUGGAAAAAGCUGUGGUUUGUCAUCAAAGGGAAAGUGCUCUACACCUACACAGCGAGUGAGGAUAAAGUCGCUACAGAGAGUUUGCCUUUGCUGGGUUUCACAAUUGCCCCAGAAAAGGAAGGCGGAAAUGUGAAUGCAGUUUUCCAUCUUUACCACAAGCAAACUCUGUUUUAUAGCUUCCGAGCAGAGGAUAACAAUUCAGCACAGAGAUGGAUUGAAGCCAUGGAGGAAGCAUCUGUAUUAUAGCAGUUAUCAACCAAGUGGACUUUGAAUGAACACAUUUAUAUUUGCAACAGCACUCUUCUGUUGGAAGAAACUGUAUAUAUCCCCAUGUGGCUAAACACACAGGAGAGAACUUGUAUAAGACUAUUUUGUUCCUUCCUCAAGCUUAUUUCCUUACAGGUGGAAACCUUUAAAACAAGGAAUAUUUAUGGUCCUUUUUUCUAUCUCUGCAAGUUCAAGUUCAUCCUUUGCUGUACUCCGCUCCCAUAUAAUACAGUUGCAUAUUUUCAAGAUUUAGAAUAAAUGUAUGCAUUAUUUCUAAAAGAUACGCUUAGUCACUCAUAGCAACUGGUUCAGUCCUAUUUACGCGAGUAUCAUCAACUUGUUUCUGUGUCAGCCAUGAAACUGAAGUAUGGUGUCCUAAAUUUUCUUCAGAUUACAGCUUCUUAUCUAAAGAACUCUGGACUGACAUACCACUAAUCCAUUUACAGUGCCUGGGUGAAACUGUGUCAUGCUUAUUGGAAUUCCUGCCAAAGAAAGCGUGCAUAAACCACACAAUGGUAAACCAUUUCAAUGGUAAGGAACAAAAAGGUUAAUUCAACCUGGCAUUUACAUAGAUGGUGGGAAGUCUUCUUUCUUACCUGUUUCAUCAGUCCUCUGCAAGUCCCAACCCAAUUCUACUGAAGAAUACAUCCAUCUCCACUCCAGAGGAUGUUAAUUCAUUGUAAACCUUCACAUAAGGUUGUCUGAAACUGAUUGUAUCUAGAAUUAUUAAACUGUUUUAAUCGCCGAGGGCAUUGGAUUUUAAGUAGUAAUAAGAUUCAUAAUCCAAAUCUAGUGUCAGCAGCACUGAACUCCAAAGGCAGAAAAAAACAUUUUACUGUAUUGGUGGCAAGACAAGGAAAGCUGGGGGGAAAUACUCCAUUCAGUUUACACCAGCUCUAUACAGGCACUCAGGCUGCACCCACACCAUACAAUGAAAGCACUCUUGCACCACUUUGAUGGCUGUGGCUUCCCCCCAAGGAUCCUGGGAAGUGUAGUUUGAGCAUUGGGAAUUGUGGCUUAGUGAAGGGUCUCAUAACAACCCUUUGCCCGUAGUUGCCAGGUUUCUUUGGGGGAAGCCAUGAAUAUUACAGUGGUGCAGGAGUACUUUAAACAUAUGAGAGUCAGAGUGGCAAUCUCUUACAUCCCCAUCUUCGAUGCAUGAAGGUCUUAAGGCACAAACCUGUUGUAUGUGCAUAGGCUCCUUGGCCAAGUUAGAACCCUGAUCACGUAAACAUCUAGAAACCUACAAGUCUAAGGCAGGCACCCUGCUUAAGACCUUUCCUGCAAUGUGUAAGGUGGGAGAAAGCAGCAAGCACAAGAACAGGGCCAACUGCUGUUCAUAUGAUGGCAACCAUGUGCUUCUGAGUGCCUUUGGGGGGCUAUUGCUUCAUCCAAGGAAAUAUACGCAACUACACUCUUUAACUAUGCCAUUCACUUCAAGAAUGGUGGCUGGUAUUCCACUGUAUUCUGCCAACAGAGCAAAUGUAAGCAUACUGUGGCCAUUGCCACAAAUGCUUCCUUGUCUAGCAAAAGAAUUACAAAGAUGUGCAGCAGCCAUUACACCUCACAGUGUAUCUCCAGUGGGUGCACAUACUCAUACUGCUCCAUGGGUUUGCAAGCUACCUUGAAUCAGGCUCUGACAAGUAUUUAAAUAGCCAACGUGGUAUAAUGGUUACCAUAUUGCACUAGGACCAGGAUUCAAAAUCCCACUCAGGCAUGAUGCUCACCAGGUCACUCUUUCUCAGCCUUACCUACCUCACAGGGUUGUUGUGAGGAUAAAACCGGGGGAUGGGGGGAGAGAAGCAUAUAUGCCACUUUCAGCUCCCUGGAGGAAAAGAGGUGUAUAAACAUAACAAGAAAUUAAGUAAAUGAAAAUGUAGGUGGAUUUCACACAAUGUAGCAAGCUGGUUAUCGAGAUGAGAUACUGUCUCCCUCAAUGCUCACUUGCAAAUCUGGGCUUUGGUUCAUUCUUUCAAUCAGAGUGCAUCAGUAGGUGAUGGUAGCAGGACCCACAUAAGAGGCUGAUGUGAUGUCAUAAAGUCAGGUAAUAAGGCCAGUAACACAAAUAAACAUCACACUGCUUUUAGAAAAGCAGUCUCUCUUAAAGCCUAGAGAAGCAUUUUAGAACUCCAGUGGCAGAACAUACUAAAACUGGAUUGCUCUUUCAAGGGUUUUUAUGAGGAUGGGCCUCAUUUUAAAGCCACUGAAACUACCAGAGGGAAGCCAUGUUUUAAGUAUGGUACCCAUUGAUCCAAAGGGUUUGUGCACCAUUUUGCUUGAAAAGCUGUGUUUUAUACCCAAGUAAUGGAGAGGGGAAGGCAUAGUAUUGCACUAAAGUGACAUAGCCUAAUGCUGCAUUACCAAAUAACUGUUUAGGUUAGGGAUUUUAAGCAUUGUGCUAAUCAAAUAUGAUAAUCCAUGUGGAUAUUGCAUUGUCAAUACUAUCAGUUCUACCAUAGACAAUACACUGCUGCACAUUUCUGUGCCAGGCCUUUAUUUCAAAUGCUUAUUGUGAGAUCUUUUAGGCAAGCAAAUCCAAGUAGGACUUGGACCUUAGUGGCAGUCUUUGUGACACACAGCAUCUUGUGGUAUCUUUCAGGAAAGGAGAUUUUCAUUCAUUUUUAAAGUUGCCUUCAAAAAUUUCAGAUGUACAGUAAAGUACAUUUUUGUUAAAUAAUAAUAAUAACCUUAGUAUUUAUAUUAUGUUCUCUGACCUGAACUCCUAAUUAGACUUUUGACUGGGUUAGAUCUUCCCCCAUUUGUAUAAAGGUUCACACGGAUUCAAACACACAAUUAUUUGUUGUGUUUCAAUAAUCUAUGUGUUUUUGGGGAGGAAAUCAAAAACACAGUAACAUGGAUUUGUUACUUCACUAUCAAGUUUUCUAUUUCAUAGAGCAGAUAGUAUAUAAAAAUGAAGUAUGAAAACACAACUUUCACAUUACCUUCAAAUAAAAGUUAACUUUCAGUCACUCAUAUUUCCGUUUACAAAUUUGGCUUUGUUAAAAUCAUACUAUUAUGAAAUGGGGGUGCAGAAGGGGGGGAAAAUUGCACUGACAGGAACAGAAUGUUAAAUACCAAAUGUAACAAACUAACAGUGCAACCCUGUCUACUCAGAACUAAGCCUGAUUGAGUUCAGUGGGACUGACUCCCAGGUUAAGACUGCAACUUAGUGGAACCGCGGGUUACGUAGCAUCCUCCUUACAAAUGCUUCGGGUAACGAGCUCCACUAACCUGGAAGUAGGUCUCCUGGUAGCGAACUCUGCCCCGGGAUGCGAACGGAAGUCGUGCCCCAGUGGCACGGCAGCAGCAGGAGGCCCCAUUAGCAAAAGCGUGCUUCAUGUUAAGGGUUCCGGGUUAAGAACGGACCUCCGGAACGAAUUAAGUUUGUAACUGGAGGUACCACUGAACUUGGUAAUAAGUUCUACUGAACUUAGCGGGGCUUAUUUCUGAGUAGACAGAUAUAGGAUUGCACUGUAAGUAACAAUGUUUUUGCUUUGGUUUGUUUUUUUAAAAAAAAUGGACUACAGAAUAACAGUAUUAUGAUAUUUUGGUGCUAGCAUUUAACUACUGCUGUAAGAAGUCUGCAAAGGAACAAACAACUACUCAAAUUUCAUUGUAAAAAUACAGUAAUUACUUAGUUCUUGUUUUAAGAAACAUGGAAAAAUAAAAUGAGAAAAUACCAGGUCCCUAGGAAUUUGUUGCCAUUUCUUCUUGGUUUGGAGUUACAUAGGUUAAUGUACAUAAUGUACACAAAACUUUCCAAAGAAAGCAAUAGGUGAUAUAGGGAAACAUUUCCCCUCAUUGUUAAAAUUCUGUGGUACCCACUACUAGAUUAAAAAACUUUAAAAACUGGUUUAUUCAAAAUUUACAUUAGAAAUCACAACGCAUGCCUCUCACCUACUGAUAGACAGGAAAGAGGCAGGACGCUAACGAUAAUAUCUAUAGAUAUGCUACUUAGAAAGCCACUUUACAGAUUGACAGAUAAAAAGGCAGCAUAGCCUUUUUAGGUGCCCUCUUAAAUGCCCUGGUAGCCACACCUCCAAGUGCUCCUAAAACUUAUCUUAAGAAGUUUACUGAAUGGGUCUCUCAAGUUU